AUGGCUCUGGGCAGGCACCUCUCCCUGCGGGGACUCUGUGUCCUCCUCCUCGGCACCGUGGUGGGUGGUCAAGAUCUGGAGGUGAGGCUGAAUGAUGGAACCCACCACUGUGAGGGGAGAGUGGAAGUGAGGCUCCAAGGAGAAUGGGGUACAGUGAAUGAUCACAACUGGAGUAUGGAGGAGGCAGCUGUGGUGUGCAGACAACUGGGGUGUGGAGGUGCUGUUGAUGCUCCCAAAUGGGCUAAAUUUGGACCAGGAAUUGGACCCAUUUGGUUUCAUUAUAUUUACUGCAAAGGGCCAGAGUUAGCUAUCACAGAGUGUAGUUAUCCUACUGUGAAAGACCAUCAUCCUGAGGGCCAUUCCCAUGACAAGGAUGCUGGAGCAGUCUGCUCAGGUAAGUGCUGUCUGGUGAGGCUGAAGGAUGGAGCCCACCGCUGUGAGGGGAGAGUGGAAGUGAAGCACCAGGGAGAAUGGGGCACAGUGAAUGAUCUGAACUGGAGCAUGGAGGAGGCAGCCGUGGUGUGCAGACAGCUGGGGUGUGGAGGUGCAAUUGAUGCUCCCAAGAGGGCUCAUUUUGGACCAGGGAUUGGCCCCAUUUGGUUUCGUUAUGUUUAUUGCAAAGGUCCAGAGUCAGCUAUCACGGAGUGUAGUUAUCCUCCUGUUAAAGAUCAUCGCCCUGAGGGCAAUUCCCAUGACAAGGAUGCUGGAGCCGUCUGCUCAGAUCUGGAGCUGAGGCUGAAGGAUGGAGCCCACCACUGUGAGGGGAGGUUGGAAGUGAAGCACCAAGGAGAAUGGGGCACAGUGAAUGAUCUGAACUGGAGCAUUGAGGAGGCAGCUGUGGUGUGCAGACAGCUGAAGUGUGGAGCUGCUGUUGAUGCUCCCAAAUGGGCUAAAUUUGGACCAGGAAUUGGACCCAUUUGGUUUCAUUAUAUUUACUGCAAAGGGCCAGAGUCAGCUAUCACAGAGUGUAGUUAUCCUACUGUUAAAGACCAUCGUCCUGAGGGCCAUUCCCAUGACAAGGAUGCUGGAGCAGUCUGCUCAGUUCUGGAGGUGAGGUUGAAGGACGGAGCCCACCACUGUGAGGGGAGAGUGGAAGUGAAGUACCAAGGAGAAUGGGGCACAGUGAAUGGCCACAAUUGGAGCUUGGAGGCAGCAGCUGUGGUGUGCAGACAGCUGGAGUGUGGAGCUGCCAUUAAUGCUUCCAGAGAGGCUCAUUUUGGACCAGGGAUUGGCCCCAUUUGGUUUCAGUACAUUUACUGCAAUGGGACAGAGUCAGUGCUCAUGGAGUGUAGUUAUCCUACUAUUAAAGACCAUCAUGCUGAAAGCCUUUCCCAUGACGGGGAUGCUGGAGCAGUCUGCUCAGAUCUGGAGGUGAGGCUGAAGGAUGGAGCCCACUGCUGUGAAGGGAGAGUGGAAGUGAAGCACCAAGGAGAAUGGGGCACAGUGAACGACCACAACUGGAGAUUGGAGGAGGCACAAGUGGUGUGCAGACAGCUGGGUUGUGGAGCUGCCACUGAUGCUCUCAGAGGGGCUCAUUUUGGACCAGGGAUUGGCCCCAUUUGGUUUCGUUACACUUACUGCCAUGGGCUAGAGUCAGUGCUCACAGCGUGUACCUAUCCUGUUCCUAAAGACUAUCACCCUGAGGGCCUUUCUCAUGACCAGGAUGCAGGAGCAGUCUGCUCAAUGGGCCACUUGAAGUGCAAAAAUGGAUAUUACCUGGACAAUCCAGAAAGUCAAACCCUAAUUCUGAUUCUGUGCAACAGCAGAUCUGGAGCUAAGGCUGAUCAAUGGAGACCAUAG
Budorcas taxicolor (takin) is the source of this 1800-nucleotide messenger RNA. Its product is annotated as CD5 antigen-like. NCBI's taxonomy places the organism in Eukaryota, Metazoa, Chordata, Mammalia, Artiodactyla, Bovidae. The record is from RefSeq and is a predicted model, not a curated record. The transcript is spliced from 8 exons. The coding region runs from base 1 to 1800 and encodes 599 amino acids. Gene Ontology annotation, cellular component: membrane.